Salvia miltiorrhiza (redroot sage) is the source of this 1281-nucleotide messenger RNA. RefSeq names its product transcription factor ILR3. Gene Ontology annotation, molecular function: protein dimerization activity; DNA-binding transcription factor activity. The transcript has 5 exons. Bases 388 to 1098 code for a protein of 236 amino acids. The record is from RefSeq and is a predicted model, not a curated record. Gene Ontology annotation, biological process: intracellular iron ion homeostasis; regulation of DNA-templated transcription. Lineage: Eukaryota; Viridiplantae; Streptophyta; Magnoliopsida; Lamiales; Lamiaceae.
GGAAGGAGUAUAUUUUUUGACUAAAGAAAGUUGAGGCCCAAUUGGUAAAUUGGGCUUAUUGACUUUGAAGGCAGUUGAUGUGUGCCGAUAAUAGUGCGUCACAUAGUCGCGUGUCUGUGUGGGGAAUCUUUCCUUUUAAUUUUUAAUUUAAUUUAUUUUCACGCCCAAAUCCCAUUUGCAUCAAAAAACCCACAAUUCUAAUCCGAAUAAUUCACGACAAAUAAUAAGAAAAUGGCCCUCCAGAUUCCCCUUCACCCAUUUCAGCUCACGUGAAAUUCUUGUUAUUCCCCAAUUUCCCCUAAAUCCGAAGACCUCCUUUUUCCCUGCUCAAUUUGAUCUUCCGUUUUGCCCUAACGCCGGAGAAGCACCUUCCGGCUUUGAUCGGAGAUGGUUUCGCCUGAGAACACGAAUUGGCUCUACGAUUAUGGCUUCGAGGAUAUCACUGUUCCAGAUGCCAAUUUCGCGGCUCCCAAUUCCGGCUUUUCUUGGCCUGUUCAAGCCCUGACUGGCUCGACCAAUGCCAGUGUCGAAAUUGAUGGAUCAUUUGGAGAAUCUGAUUCGCAGAAGGAAACUGGGUCCAAAAAAAGAGCUAGAACUGAGACAUGUGCUAUAUCAAGCUCUAAAGCAUGCAGGGAGAAACAACGAAGGGACAGGCUAAAUGACAAGUUCAUGGAAUUAGGUGCUCUUCUCGAGCCUGGGAGGCCUCCUAAAACUGAUAAAGCUGCAAUCUUAGUUGAUGCUGUCCGAAUGGUAACUCAGUUAAGAAGUGAAGCUCAGAAGCUGAAAGACUCAAAUUCGAAUCUGCAGGAGAAGAUCAAGGAGCUCAAAACCGAGAAGAACGAGCUUCGUGAUGAAAAGCAAAGGUUAAAGGCGGAGAAGGAGAAGCUGGAGCAGCAGCUGAAGACAAUGAGUGCUCCCCAACCUGGUUUUUUACCAGCUACCCCAAACAUCCCAGCUGCAUUUGCCGCCCAAAGUCAAGCUGGCGGCAACAAGUUGGUGCCAAUCAUCAGCUACCCUGGUGUCGCUAUGUGGCAGUUCAUGCCACCAGCAGCCGUUGAUACGUCUCAGGAUCAUGUGCUUCGCCCACCGGUUGCCUAAGAGAGCAAUCAAACCCCUUGUUGACGUGAUUAUCGUGGUUUAAUUGUUAAAUUGUUGGCCUGUGCUUGACUGUUACUUUUUGUUAAACCUGUCUAACUUGGAUAAUGUUGGACUAGAGACCGUUUGUGAUUUGCCAAACUUUCUUAUCAUAGUGAAGUUUAUUGCUUCUUCUGAUGCUGUAAA